Molecule: messenger RNA, 814 nt
Organism: Salvelinus sp. IW2-2015
Lineage: Eukaryota; Metazoa; Chordata; Actinopteri; Salmoniformes; Salmonidae
Source: RefSeq, a predicted model, not a curated record
AUGAUUCAGAAAAGCACCUGGUGGCGUUGCCAUGCUAAGAUAUUGCCUGUUGCUGCCCCUGAAGGCCUUGAUUGGCAGUUGUACCUCCAGGAGGCAGCGUGUCACCAGGCAGCAGAGAGGGAGAGAGAGGCCAAGGCCCUGGAGAAGCUGUCUAAAGAAGAGUAUCUAAAGAUGAUGCUGGAGGAGAGUGGCCCAGGGGAGGACGGAUGCAGGAAGAUGUCUGCGACGGGCAGCCUAUCACCACGGCGCUCCCUGUACCGUACCCUAUCAGACGAGAGUGUGUGUAGCAGCAACAGGAGGGGCUCGUCCUACGCCUCCUCCCAUAGUUCCAUGCUGGACCAGGCGCUGCCCAAUGACAUCCUGUUCUCCACCACUCCACCGUAUCACGCCACCCUGCCACCGCGCAUGCCGGGACAGGGGGGAUCUAACCUCAGGAAUGAGUUCUGGUUCUCUGAUGGCUCGCUGGCUGACAGGUCAAAGUUCAACGACCCUGGUCUCAUGCCCCUUCCUGACCCCGCCUCCGGACUCGACUGGUCACACCUGGUGGACGCUGCACGCACUUUUGAAGGUAAGAACCAGGGGAGUGUGUGUGCAUUAGCGUCUAUGUGAUCGUGAGCAUGUGUGUUGCUGCCACUGUUUGAUAUUGUAACUGUUUUGUGUUAGUCGUUUUCCUCUCUCCAUCCCACUACACUUCCAAUCUGCUGCUUUGUGUUAGUUGUUCUCCUCUCUCCUUCCCACUACCCUUCCAAUCUGCUGCUUUGUGUUAGUCGUUCUCCUCUCUCCUUCCCACUACACUUCCAAUCUGCUGCUUUGU